GUUUGCCGCAUGGAAGUCGCCCAGGCUAGACUGAAUCUUCUCUCCCUGACUCGGACUCCAUUGGCCAUUCCGCGGCAGCGACAGCGAACCCAACGCCACAUGAGUCGGGACACGCGCCGGGAUGUAACGGCAUCUAUCCGCUGACCGACUGUAAAAAAAAAAAAAAAAAAAAAGAGACAGAGAGCGAACGAGAGAGAGAGAGAGAACCAGAAUCCCGGCAUCAUUCCAGCAGAGGGAAGGAAGUGGAUUGGGGGGCGUUGGGGGAAUGUUUCUCACUCAGAUGUAACAACCACAGAAAGCAGGGAUCGCCAAGUGCGCAAAAGCCGCUUCUUCCUGAGAACAUCAUUACGCACGGCGCUGCGCUCUCUCUCGCUCCCCCCAGCCCCCCAAUUUCUUUUUUAUUUUCACGUCUUUUCGUUCCCUCCGUUCACUGCACGGACUGACCGGAGGUUGGAUGUACAUGUGUGCGCGCGCGGCGGUGGGGACUUCCAUGGUGUGAAGUCCAGAUUUUUUUUCCUUUUCUUUCUUUCUUUCUUUUUUUUUUUUUGCCAAGCGACCCAACUGGAGGCUCGAAACUGAGAAAAUCCGUCGCCCUACUGGAAUAUUAACAACCCAGUCUUAGCAGCGGCCCAGGGGAGUUGCGGGGAGGGAAGAUGUUGCUGCUGCACCAGCAGCAGCAGCAGCAGAGUUUGGGACUCUAGAGAGCUUCCCCAACUUUUCUUCUUUUUUUUUGUUGCUUUCUCUCCCCUCCUCUGGCUCCGUUUCUAAUCUGUUUUCCUCUGAUCAUCUUCGCCUUUGGGACUUUCUGUUUGAUUUGCAGCUCAACGGAAUCGGUCAUGGACCGCUCCACGUCUUUGGAUAUCGAAGCGCUCAAGAUGACCCAGGAGCAGUACAUCCUCGCGGCCCAGCCGAACCCCCUCCACCAGCGAGGCGCGUCAGAGUGCAGUGGCCAGGUCUACCCAGCAGUCGGCAUCUACGGCUGGAGGAAGAGAUGCUUGUACUUCUUCAUCCUCCUCCUACUUGUCACCAUGAUUGUCAACCUGGCACUCACCAUCUGGAUUCUCAAAGUCAUGAACUUCACUCCGGAUGGCAUGGGGAACCUGCGAGUUACCAAAGAAGGGAUCCAACUGGAGGGGGUGUCCGAAUUUUUGUUGCCCUUAUACGUCAAAGAGAUCCAGUCUCGAAGGGACAGUCCGCUGAUUCUCCAGUCAGACAGAAAUGUGACGGUCAAUGCUAGAAAUGAUCAGGGACAACUGACUGGUCAGCUCACCGUGGGUUCGGAAAUGGUUGAGGCCCAGUGUCAGAGGUUCGAAGUGAAGAGCGCUGAUGGCGAGAGAGUUCUGUUUUCUGCAGACGAGGAAGAGAUCAGCAUCGGAACAGAGAAACUUAAAGUCACAGGGGAUGAAGGAGUGGUUUUUAGCCAUUCUGUCGAGACUUCGCAUGUCAGGGCAGAGCCAUUUCAGGACCUUAAACUAGAGUCCCCAACUCGAACCUUGACGCUAGAAGCUCCCAGGGGGGUAGAGGUCAGUGCUGGAGUGGGCGACUUCACGGCUUCCUGUAGGAAAGACCUCCUCUUGCAAUCCUCAGAUGGAGAGAUCUUUCUAGAUGCCAACACAAUCAAGCUGGGCAACAUCCCCCUCGGCAGUGCCGUAGACCCACUGGAAGGGGCCCCUCCAGGCACCACUUACACCAAACAGACUGUGUACGAGCUCUGUGCCUGCGCUAAUGGCAAGCUCUACCUGUCCCCAGCUGAGGAGGGAUCCACCUGCCAAACCACUAGUAACUUUUGUCUCUGGAGUUGAAAAUUAGAGGCUCGUAAAGAGACAGGACAUAUGGACUAACAAGCUUGGAGCUGACGCUAGCCAACAGACCGCAGGAUGAAGGAACGUGUGUGUUUGGAUUGAAGCCAUCGACAGCUAAGCUAAGGGUCGGAAUCAACAAGGACCGACGCAUGGCGAAAGGGUGACGCAUGUUCGGCAAUCGAGUGACACGGAUUCGCAAAUGGUAGGGAGGUGACGGUUGCUAAGGGAUGGGAUCAACAAGAAAUGUGGGGCUCGGUAUCAAGGAACAGCCCACUAAAGGACUGAAUCAACAUGGAAAAGAGCCUGUGUGAGGCCGGUGCCAGCAGCACACAAAUCAAAUUAAUAAGGAUUGGUCUGUGGCCAAUGCGAGUAACAAGGAUGAAUGACUUGGCAAGACACAAAAGAUGGUUUUUAUACUAAGACCACUCAUGGACAUAAAUGGGCAGUCUAAGGCUUGAGCCUUUGCUGGCCGUCUCUUCCUUUUGCAUUUUGCAGCCUGGAGAGACCCUUCAAGUCCUGAGGAUUAUUCAUGGGAUUUGCAUUGUUUGUUCUCUGUUUGACCAAACUAUCAAGGAGAAAAAAAACAAGCUUUUGUUUUGUUUUGGGUUUUUUUUGUUGGGUAAACAGAAUAAUUGUAAACUGAAAAUACCACCCGGGGGAGGUGGACAUGUGCUCCUGGUUAACAUAUCAGUUGGCUACAGUGAUAGACGUGAGUGAACACGUUGGCUCAGCCCAGUGGGUAGCUAAUAAAAUUUAAUCAGACAAUGGGUUUUGUCUUGUGGGAAGCUAAAGGCUGCCCAAUGGACCAAUCUAUACCAGAAAGGCCUUCCCCCAAUGCCCGUCCCUUUUAGUCUUUCAACCCAACAUUGUUACGUGAACCUUUUGCAUCGGUGUACAAAUGAUAGUAACAAUGUUCUCCAACCCCACUUUCCCUACUGGAUAACCAAUGCAAAUAAUUGCGCUUUAACCCUUGCAUUCACCAAAUUUUUUUCUCAUGGAUUUUCAACUCUUUAAUGUCUUUUAUCUCCUUUCGUUGGUUUUUUUCCCCCCGAAUCAUGUCUUUUGCUGGUUAACCUCUUGACAUCCCUUGUAAACUUAUGUUCUCACCCAUCUAUCAAUACAUCUCCUCAGCUUUUUUCUCUGUCCACCUUGUUUUCUAUUUAUCCAACAGCGCUUGACUGCUAAAAAAGGCAGAUCGUGAAAAAUGACGGGGGCGGGGGAAUAGGCGUCAUCUCUUUACAGGUGAAUCAGUUGUACUAUAAAUCCUUGACCUCAAAAUUUUGAAUCUUUUCCUCUUCCCUCUCUCUUUUUUUCUGCAUAUUUUAAAUCCAAAAACAUCAUCUUUUUGUUACAUGAUCUAUUUGAAUUAACUGAAAAUGAUAGAGAAAUGUGAAUCUUAAGUUAAAUUGAAGUUCUUAUGGGUGCUAUAGGGAAAAAAAGACAAGUUUUUGUAACUCACUGAAAAUUCCAGUAAGAGAUGUCAGUGGCAGAUGACGUUUAGUCGUAUUAAUAAGAAUGAAAUAUUUUCAUCCUAUUUUAGAAACCUUUUGCUGCUGUACUUCUUUUCAAACACUCAUUGUUCAGUGAGCUCAGUUUUAUGAUCUUUACUAGGCUUGCCUUUGUCUGCAGAAUAUCUGCUUUCCGUCUCUACUUCUCGUCCAUCAGUAAGGACUCAUCUUGUCUUUUUAUCACAUCUUUUACUUAUCAAUCAUUCAGUGACAUAUCUUCAUAUUGUUUCCUCCAUCCUAUUUCUUACAUGCUCAUUUGUUACUCUUUUCUUUUUUUUUUUUGACAUUGCACACUUUGAUGCCAGGAAAUCUGACCCCUAUUUUGAAACCCAUUUUAAAAACUGCGGCUGUAUCACAGGAGAGGUUGGGAAACCGAAACACAUUUCUUCAACACUCUGAAUGAUUUCCAGCUGACUAAUCUUUCACCCAUCAUUUGCGACAGUUCAAAAUGAUAAUAAGCAUUCACGUGUGGUAGAAACCUAAGGACAAUAACUGUGGAUGGAGGUUGGUUGUGUCUGUGCGUGCGUGUGUGGGCGUGUGUGGGUGUGCGUGUGUGUGUUGACUCAACUGGAACAAGGCCCUGAGGCAUUCUUUCUUUUUUCCUUUCUUUUAACAAAGUUAUACACUGGUGCCUUUGCUACUGUUGGUAAAAGCACAUCACAGUUGGAAGAUUCACACUACCCUCAGCGGCCCAUCCGUGUCUCUGAACUAUUAUCAAUCUGCCUACCUAUCUAUUUAAUUUUCUGACUUUUUUCCUUCCCUUUUAUCUUCAUUUUGUAGAAUUCUCAGUAUAUCCACCAGACAAAAAAAAAAAAAAGAAGAGGAAAACAAUUCAAUAAUGGAUAAAAGUUUGAAUUUUAAUUUCCUGAUGUGUUCCCUUCUGGUUUAUUCUUGAUAGUAAAAAAAGCACAACUUAUGCCAUGUAUAUAACAAUACCAAUAAUACAAAAUAAAAUAUUGUU
Messenger RNA from Xiphophorus maculatus (southern platyfish), 4271 nucleotides. RefSeq names its product sarcoglycan zeta (gene sgcz). The coding region runs from base 837 to 1802 and encodes 321 amino acids. The record is from RefSeq and is a predicted model, not a curated record. The transcript is spliced from 8 exons. Gene Ontology annotation, biological process: cardiac muscle tissue development; heart contraction. Gene Ontology annotation, cellular component: sarcoglycan complex; sarcolemma. NCBI's taxonomy places the organism in Eukaryota, Metazoa, Chordata, Actinopteri, Cyprinodontiformes, Poeciliidae.